Messenger RNA from Aphanomyces astaci, 971 nucleotides. RefSeq lists its product as hypothetical. The transcript has a single exon. The record is from RefSeq and is a predicted model, not a curated record. Gene Ontology annotation, cellular component: extrinsic component of mitochondrial inner membrane. Lineage: Eukaryota; Oomycota; Saprolegniomycetes; Saprolegniales; Verrucalvaceae. Bases 35 to 799 code for a protein of 254 amino acids.
GUGGUUGUGACUGUGAAUCCACUGGCGCAGCGACAUGACCACCGCGUCGACAUGGACGACGCCGCCGAAAGACUGGACAGAGACGCCACUCACGCAAACGACUUUGUCAGACGACCUGACUAACAUCCAUUCACGCUCCUUCACCGUCCUCAAGGCUCUGGAGCGACUGCAUCUACUGCAUCCGACGCCACCUCUACACAAGCACAAGCAUAAGCUUCCAGACCAUGUCGACCCCCAUGUUCAACUCGUGCUGCACAUCGUGGGUGCCGAUUUCCGAGAAGGAAAUGAAGUGUCAGAGACGCUGCGAAUAUUUGACCAACUCGUCGCGGCGUUCCAGUCUCAAGGGCAAACCAACACAUGGGACGAGCUCGUGCUGGUGUUUAUCGGGCCGAACGUCGCGCGCAAGUUGCAUGGCAAAAACGAGCAUGUGUCUCUUCUCAAUGGAAAGAGCGUGCGCGUUCAAUACGUAGCGGAGCUGUGGGACGAGUACUUGCGCAGCCGCGCGUAUAUUUCCCCUGCGGUCCUGUUCUGCUUCAACGCUGGCGUCUGGGGGUACGACGAGUGGCUGCCGACGUUCCAGCGCAUGGUGCAGGAGGCCCCCCAUGCACCCAUCGUUGUCACUUCGUACAACGAAUGCGAAGCCAUCGACGACAGUGACGCCAUUGCUGACGUCGAAGUGCCCAUCUCUUGGCAGUGGACCAUGGAAGCGAACCCAUUUGCGUCGCGGAGUGCGCGGCCAAGCCACCAUGACCGAGUGCUGCACGAAAAUGCGUAUUGGCAGUGCUUUGGAGCCAAGUGACCCACGACGGCAUGGGACGAGCGUAAGUAUGGACACCCGCGUCGCCGGAAGCUUCUGUGAAGCCAUGUAACAUGCGACGAUGAUGUCGAAGUAGUGUAAACCCCGAAACCCCGCAAAAUCUACUCGUCGUCCGGAUAGCUAGUAAUCAUUUCCGGAUAAUGAUCAACCGCGU